Yamadazyma tenuis ATCC 10573 is the source of this 727-nucleotide messenger RNA. It is a transcript of the gene RPL10A, whose product is annotated as 60S ribosomal protein uL1. Gene Ontology annotation, cellular component: cytosolic large ribosomal subunit. Gene Ontology annotation, molecular function: RNA binding; structural constituent of ribosome. The record is from RefSeq and is a predicted model, not a curated record. Lineage: Eukaryota; Fungi; Ascomycota; Pichiomycetes; Serinales; Debaryomycetaceae. Gene Ontology annotation, biological process: translation; maturation of LSU-rRNA.
CAGUUAAUUUACCAAAUACUUUUUUGGGAGACGAAUACCUAGCAAGAUGUCUAAGCUUACUACUACUCACGUUCGUGAAAACGUCCAGAAGUUGUUGCAGAACUCUACUGAGACCAAGAAGAGAAACUUUUUGGAAACCGUUGAAUUGCAAGUCGGUUUGAAGAACUACGAUCCUCAAAGAGACAAGCGUUUCUCUGGUACUUUGAAGUUGCCUGUUGUCCCAAGACCAAACAUGACCAUCUGUAUCUUUGGUGACGCCUUUGAUGUUGACAGAGCCAAGUCUAUUGGUGUUGAUGCCAUGUCUGUUGAUGACUUGAAGAAGUUGAACAAGAACAAGAAGUUGAUCAAGAAGUUGGCCAAGAAGUACAACGCUUUCGUUGCUUCCGAAGUUUUGAUCAAGCAAGUUCCAAGAUUAUUGGGACCUCAAUUGUCCAAGGCUGGUAAGUUCCCAACUCCAGUUUCUCACUCCGAUGACUUGUACCACAAGGUUCAAGACGUUAAGUCCACCAUCAAGUUCCAGUUGAAGAAGGUUUUGUGUUUGGCUGUUGCCGUUGGUCACGUUGAAAUGACCGAAGACGACUUGGUUAACCAAAUCUUGAUGUCCACCAACUUUUUGGUUUCUUUGUUGAAGAAGCACUGGCAAAACGUUGGAUCUUUGGUUAUUAAAUCCACCAUGGGUCCAUCUUUCAGAUUGUACUAGAUCUAUAGUAAUAUAAUAAUUGCGUCU